AUGCUUGCUUCAUCUGAGAAGUUAACGGAUUCAACUACAACAAGAAAUCCCAAGGAAUGCCCACUUGGUUGGACUUAUUUAUCAAAUCAGUGCAUUAAAAUAUAUCCUCAAGCGUUUGACGCUGAUAGAGCUUCUAUUAUUUGCCAAAACACUGGAGCCAUAUUAUUGACGCUAAAUGAAGAUGAUGAAAUGUUCAAUGAAAUGUUCAAAGAUACCGUCGAUCUACUUAAUGUAAUUAUUAUAACUUUUUAA
This is a messenger RNA of Dracunculus medinensis (Guinea worm), 252 nucleotides long. The record is from the annotation of a GenBank genome assembly. NCBI's taxonomy places the organism in Eukaryota, Metazoa, Nematoda, Chromadorea, Rhabditida, Dracunculidae.